Molecule: messenger RNA, 1436 nt
Organism: Cheilinus undulatus (humphead wrasse)
Lineage: Eukaryota; Metazoa; Chordata; Actinopteri; Labriformes; Labridae
Gene: nek12
Product: NIMA-related kinase 12
Exons: 2
Coding region: 1-1296 (431 amino acids)
Biological process (GO): protein phosphorylation
Molecular function (GO): protein kinase activity; ATP binding
Source: RefSeq, a predicted model, not a curated record
AUGGAGAAGUAUGAGCAGGUGUUGUGUUUGGGCAGGGGAGGGGCAGGUGACGUCUUCCUCGUUAGGCACGUAGAGCUCAGGAGUCUGCAUGCGGUGAAGAGGAUCAAAGUGGAGGAAACGAGGCCCACUAAAACAAAGAAGGCCAUUCUUCAGGAGGCGGAAAUCAUCAGGAGGCUUGAGCACCCUCAUAUCGUCAAAUGUAGCGAUUUGUUCGUGAAUGACGGCUUCAUCUGCAUUGUGAUGAACUACUGUGAUGGCGGGACAUUAGACGACAAAGUCAAAGAGAGGAAACCAGAGCAGUGUUUCACAGAGGAAACCGUGAUGGGCUGGUUUGUGCAGGUUGCUAUGGCCGUGAAUUUUAUACACAUGGCUAAAAUACUACACAGGGACAUUAAAACCUCUAAUGUACUGCUAACAAAGCAAGGUGUGGUGAAGCUCGGGGACUUUGGGAUAUCCAAAGUGAUGAGCAGCACAACUGAUAUGGCCUCUACAUGUGUUGGUACACCCAGCUACCUGAGUCCUGAGCUCUGCCAGGAUGUCCCAUACAGCUCCAAGUCUGAUAUCUGGGCUCUGGGCUGUCUGCUGUAUGAGAUCUGUGCCCUCAGACCUCCAUUUGCAGCCUCAAACCUGCUGAGUCUGUUCUACAAGAUCACCAAAGGAGAGUAUGAUCCUGUGGCAGACAUAUACACUGAAAACAUCUCGUCUUUGAUCCAUAGCAUGCUCCACCUCAACCCUGAACACAGGCCGAGUGCUGCCUGUAUACUCAGUAGUGCCUAUGUUAAAAAUCAUCUAGGGACUAUUGAACACACAAAACUUGAUUGUGUUUACACUGGUGGAUCUAGAGGAGAGAACAGUGGCUUCAAUAUAGAAGGUCAACAAACAGACACAGAUCUCAAAGAGCCCACCCAGUGGGGAGACAAAGAUAACAACAUGGAGACCAGUUUCAGUGGUCCAGAGACGGAAGAUCUGGAAGAUUUAUGUGUUGGAGGAUAUAACCAAUGUGAAUGCCACUAUCCUGAAGACUUUGAUGAAGAUGAAAGUUUGUCCUCUCACAGUGAACACUCAGGGCUGCAGCUGGGGAGUGAUUCUGCUCAACCUCUCGUAUCAGAGGAUCCUGAUGUCACAGAGGAGGUGGAGUAUCCUGAUGAUUUUGAGGAAGUUGAGGAAGAAAACGAUGAUAAAGCAUCAUUGAUACUUGCUGAGUCACCACAUGAGGAUGUACAGGAGGAAGAGUUUCAGCUCUGUGAUGCUGGGGGACUGACCAUCACCCUGAAGGCACUGAAAGAAAAAGGCUGAAAACAAACUCCUGGAAGCAUUCAUGAGAAAUAAAGGGACUGUAGCUGCUAAAACACUGAAAAUCUACCAAGUGACUUGUAUUAUGCCAUGGCUGCUAAAAUGGGCACCAGGCUUAGGUCAUUAAACUUUUUCUGCUGAAU